GUCUCCCUCUCCACAUUUUCUUUCUUUUCAAAACAUGACACCAACUCUAUAUAAAGACUUAACAACUAAAAACCAUCACUCAAAAAAAAAAAGAGAGAAUAUAUCAAUGGAGUUUGAUCUCGAAAAUCCACUCCCAUUUUCAACUCACAUUUUCCCUUCACUAUUCAAUACAGAGAUUCGUCACAUGCCUUCCAAAACCUUACUCUCAAGCCACAAUCUCCCCAUCCGCCGCGAAAUCGCCUCCGCAAUCCUCCACAUCUCGCGCGAAUCCGAUCCUUUCCUCUCCUACCUCGCCGUCAAUUACAUGGAUCGCUUCCUCUCCGCACACUCCAUACCGAAUGGGAAGCCAUGGAUCUUCAGAUUAGUAGCGGUUUCCUGCGUUUCAUUAGCGAUGAAAAUGAGGCAAGCAGAGCUCUCCGUCUCCGAUCUCGCGGAUAACGAUGGAGGUUUGAUCUUCGAUUCCGCGACGAUCGAGAGAAUGGAGAUGCUGAUCCUCGGAGCUCUGAAAUGGCGGACGCGCUCGGUUAAUCCUUUCUCGUUCCUCAAUUAUUUCGUCUCGCUCUUCGAUUCCGGCGACGACGAGCGAUCGAUUCAGGCUUUGAAGAACAGAGGAGCUCAGAUCAUCUUCAAAUCUCAGAACGAUAUCAAAUUAAUCGAGUUCAAGCCGUCGAUCGUCUCGGCGUCGGCCCUGCUCGUGGCGUCUCACGAGUUUUUCCCGAUGCAGUUUCAACCGUUCAGAGAUGCUAUCUGCAGCUGCAGUUAUGUGAUUAAGGAGGAAUUGCUGCAUUGUUAUGAUGUGAUGGCAACGGCGUCGGGGCUGUUGACGCCGGCGAAUGUGCUGGAUUUCAGCUGCUCGUUCUCAGAGAUAGAGAGCAUUCAUUCCGCCAUUAAUGAAUCGCAUCAGCUUUCUCAGUGACUAAUUAGUGUAUAUAUAUGAUGAGAGGGACAUUUAGCUUUGGCCACCAUAAAGUUGGAAAGGGCAAGGGUAUUUUCGUCUUUUCACAUCCCGGUUCGGUCGUCUUGGUUUGACUCGGUUGUUUUUUAUUGUAACGAUGUGUUUUUCUAGUUGAGUCCUUUUUUCGAGUCGGCUUAUCGAGUAGUCGGUGCUGUGCGUGCUAGUAUUUAUAGUGUAUUUCGAUUUUGUACGUACGAAUCAGGUGAUGGAGAGAUAGCUAUUGCCAAUCAGUAAUUUAUUUUGGUAGAAGUAUAUUUCUAGAAUUUCAAUUUUUUAAUUGAAAUGAGAACGUAAAUCUAUAAAA
Messenger RNA from Salvia splendens (bonfire salvia), 1259 nucleotides. RefSeq names its product putative cyclin-D6-1. The transcript has 5 exons. Bases 35 to 916 code for a protein of 293 amino acids. The record is from RefSeq and is a predicted model, not a curated record. NCBI's taxonomy places the organism in Eukaryota, Viridiplantae, Streptophyta, Magnoliopsida, Lamiales, Lamiaceae.